Messenger RNA from Ylistrum balloti, 6131 nucleotides. RefSeq names its product insulin-degrading enzyme-like. The transcript has 29 exons. Bases 3 to 3038 code for a protein of 1011 amino acids. The record is from RefSeq and is a predicted model, not a curated record. Gene Ontology annotation, molecular function: metalloendopeptidase activity; metal ion binding. Gene Ontology annotation, biological process: peptide catabolic process. Gene Ontology annotation, cellular component: cytosol; mitochondrion. Lineage: Eukaryota; Metazoa; Mollusca; Bivalvia; Pectinida; Pectinidae.
GUAUGCUACUGAUAAACCAAGUUCCAAGAAGUCUCUUUGUGCUGAGGAGCUCGUUAAAACUACAAAGCUUUUCCAGGUGUUUGUCCAGUAUGGCGAGUAAGCAUGUAAAGGCAGUCAUCCAUCAUGACAAUAUCAUAAAAUCACCACAGGACAAGCGACAGUAUCGUGGCCUUGAACUCAACAAUGGUCUAAAGGUGAUGAUUAUCAGUGAUCCUGACACAGACAAAUCUGCAGCUGCUAUGGAUAUUAACAUUGGUUCCAUGUCAGAUCCUUGGGAGCUUCCGGGUUUGGCACAUUUCUGUGAACACAUGCUUUUCUUGGGUACCAAAAAGUAUGAACAAGAAAAUGAAUACAACAAGUUUUUGAACGAGAACGGUGGCAGCUCUAAUGCCUAUACUUCUGGAGAGCAUACUAACUUUUACUUUGAUGUGGCUCCUGAUUCCCUGGCUGGAGCUUUGGACAGGUUUGCACAGUUUUUCCUUGGCCCUCUAUUUACACCAUCUGCCACAGAGCGAGAGAUCAAUGCUGUCAACUCAGAAAAUGACAAAAAUCUCCAAAGUGAUCCCUGGCGUCUUCAUCAACUGGACAGAUCGUUAGCAAAACCUGAUCAUGAUUAUAUCAAAUUUGGCACUGGAAACAAAGACAGUCUGGAUACUAUACCAAAGAGCCGAGGUCAAGAUGUUCGUGAAGAACUCCUCAAAUUCCAUUCCAAAUAUUAUUCAUCAAAUAUCAUGGCACUUUCUAUUCUUGGCAAAGAAUCUUUGGAUGCCUUAACGGAUCUUGUAGCCCCCCUAUUAGCUGAUGUGAUAAACAAGAAUGCAAGUGUUCCAGAGUGGACAGAACACCCUUAUGGGCCAGAGCAAUGCAAGACGAUUUGUUAUGCAUUGCCUGUGAAGGAUGUACGGAAUCUUUCUCUGUCUUGGUCAAUUCCCGACCUCCAUCCAUAUUACGCAUCAAAUCCUGGCCAUUAUCUAGGACAUCUGGUUGGCCAUGAGGGGCCUGGCAGUCUAUUGUCUGAACUCAAAGCAAAAGGAUGGGUGAACACUCUUUGUGGCGGUCAGUCUAACGGAGCUAAAGGAUUCAUGUUUUUCAAGGUUGAUGUUGAUUUGACAGAAGAAGGCAUAGAACAUGUGGAUGACAUUGUCACACUGACUUACCAGUAUGUUAAUUUGUUACGGAAGUCUGGGCCACAGGAGUGGAUAUUCAAGGAAUGUCAGGAUCUAAGUGCCAUGACCUUUAGGUUCAAGGACAAGGAAAAACCUAGAAACUAUGUGUCUGGUCUUUCUGGCAGUUUACAUGACUAUCCAGAGACAGAAGCACUAAGUGGACCUUACCUCCUCACAGAAUUCCGUCCAGACCUCAUCAACAUGAUCCUGGAAAAAAUCACACCUGAUAACAUGAGGAUUGGUGUUAUUGGGAAAAAGUUCCAGGAACGGGUCAACCAGAAAGAAAAGUGGUAUGGUACAGAGUACUUGGUUGAAGAAUUAACCGAGGCAAAACUUCAGCAAUGGGCUUCCUGUGGACUGAAUGACAAACUCACACUGCCAGCUAGAAAUGAGUUCAUACCAACAGUCUUUGAUCUGGCACCUCGAGAAGUUGAUCCAAGUCCUCUCCCAGAAAUGGUAAAGGACGGUGCCCUCACGCGGUUGUGGUUUAAACAAGAUGACACCUUCCUUCUUCCAAAAGCCUGCAUCAACUUUGAAAUCAGCAGUCCAUUGGCAUACUCUGAUCCAACCAACUGCAACAUGACCAAUCUGUUUGUAACGCUGUUCAAAGAUGCAUUAAAUGAGUAUGCAUAUGACGCUGAGCUGGCUGGUUUACACUACGACCUCAACUGUACCAUCUACGGCAUGUCUCUGGCUGUGGGAGGCUAUAAUGAAAAACAGGAUGUGCUCCUUCGGAAAAUUAUGGAAAAGUUGACGACGUUUAAAGUUGAUCCAAAACGUUUUGCUAUAUUCAAGGAAAUGUAUGCAAGGUCAAUGCGAAACUUUCAAGCUGAGCAGCCUCACAGACAUGCAAUUUACUACACGAAUAUCCUAAUGUCAGAGGUCAAGUGGACCAAUGAAGAGCUGAUGCAAGCUCUGGAAGAUAUCACUGAUGAGAAGCUACAGGCCUUUAUACCAGAUCUGCUGUCCAAACUCUACCUAGAGGGACUCAUUUAUGGGAACUUUACCAAACAGAAAGCUCUUGAGGUGACAGAAAUGAUUGAAGACAUUCUACAAAAGCAGAGUGGAACUAGGUCACUGCUACCUAGUCAGAAAAAACAUUUCAGAGAGCUACAAAUGCCAGACGGGUGUUACUAUGUGUGUGAGGAGAAAAACCAGGUACACAAGAGUUCUAGUAUAGAGAUUUACUACCAGUGUGGUGUACAACUCACCAAUACCAACAUGCUGUUAGAACUCUUCAUACAGAUCAUCGGUGAACCAUGCUUCGAUAUACUACGUACCAAGGAACAACUAGGAUACAUUGUGUUCAGUGGAAUACGUCGUACCAGCGGUGUUCAGGGCAUGAGAAUCAUCGUACAGUCUGACCGUAAACCACAAUAUGUGGAGAACAGAGUUGAGGCUUUUCUUCAGAGCAUGGAUGCUUAUAUUAAAGACAUGACAGAGGAAAGUUUUCAGAAGCAUGUGACAGCACUGGCUGCCAAACGGCUAGAGAAACCAAAAAAGAUCAGUGGACAACAGUCUCGAUAUUGGGGAGAAAUUGUGUCUCAACAAUUCAACUUUGACAGAGAUGAUAUAGAAGUUGCAUUCCUGAAAGGAAUAAAAAAGAAUGAUGUUUACAGUUUUUACAAGGAUCAUAUAUGUGUUGGGGCUCCUAAGAGACACAAGCUAUCUGUACAUGUGAUGUCAACUGUAGAGGGAGCUGGCACACCAGACAGUCAGACAUCCGACAGCACCCCUGACAGUCUGGCCUCAACACCAGAGCUUCCACAGCCGAUUAUUGUGAGGGACAUAGCAGACUUCAAACGAGACAUGGCCUUGUUUCCUCUACCAAAGCCCUACAUAGACCUUCAGAAAGCCAGGUCAAAGCUCUAGACUGUGAUAUGUAUAGUGUUAUUGUUGUAUUGACAGGGAAUCAAAGGGCCAUACUAGUUCAGUGUAUAUAGAGUUUGAUGUGAUAGAGGUUGGUAUCUAUAGUAUACUAUCUUAUGUCAGAAAUGUUGAGAAUCUUAUGAAUGCUGAAUAUUGUUCAAGAAAGUGGAACAUCUCGUGCCCGGAAUGAUGAAAGAAAAUGUUGAUUGAAUAUAUUGUAUGGGGAAUGUCAAACGUCUCUUUCAAGGAAUGUUUAGCAUCUUUAGAAUUUUGAACUUUCCUUUCAUUCACAAAAUUUAUAACAUCUUGUGUGGGGAAUAAAAAUGUUGACUAUCUAUUUCAUUCAAAGAAUGUUUAGAAUCUAAAAAAUGUUGAACUUUGGUAUGAAUGUUGAACAUCAGAUGAAAAGAAUAAUGACUGAAAAAAGUUGAAUACUUUGUAUGAAGAAUGUCUGACAUUUUAUUAAGGAAUGUUGACAAUCUGAAGAAUGUUGAGCUUUUCUUUUGUUCCCAGAAUGUUGAAAAUCUUGUGUGGGGAAUAGAAUUCUUAGAAUAUUUUGUGUCUGGAAUAUUGGUCAUCUAUCGACAGAAUGUUGAACUUUUUUGAGGAAUAUUGAAUAUCUGGUGCAGGAAAUGAUGAAUGGAGAUUGUUGAAUAUCUUGUAUGAUAAAUAUUGAACAUGUGAAGAAAGGCUUGAAUAUUCUGUAUGAAAAUGAUGCUGAAGAUUUCAUACAGAGAAUGCCACUUUCAUGUAUGUAAUAUUGAAAAUUUUGUCUAAUGAUUGUCAAACAUCUUGAAUGAUGGAACCUUGUUUGAAUGAUGAUGAACACCGGGUGUUGAACAAAAGUUGUUUGGAAUAGGUAUUUUUUUCAGAAUGUUGAACAUUUUCUUGGAGGGAUGUUGAAAAUCUUACCGUAAAAUUGUUACUUUUGUGGGGAAUUUAUUGUCAUGGAUUUCAUGGGGACUCCAAAUCCUCAAAUUUGAAAAGUCAAUGAAAUGAUUAAUAGAUUUAAGCUGACAUGGAUUAUAGUACUAGUGAAUAAUUCAUUCACGGAAUCAAGUGCCAACAAAAAUGUAUAUUUUUGGAAAACCACGAAAUUAGAGCCCCAUGAAAAUGUAUGAUUUUGCACUCUAUUAAAGAUAGGCUGCAAUAGUUUGAUUACCUCAAAUAAAUUUUAUUGUAAUUUCAUUUUAGAAAUGAAAUUUAAAUUAUGAUUUUGAAAUGAUUAUUACUUUACUUUAAUAAACUUACCUCACAGAUUUUAAAAACAUUUAAUAUUAAUAUAUUCUAUUGACUACUUCACCUUCUAGGACUUUUAUCAACUUCUUUAUUCUGAAAAUCAACUGAAGAAAUAUUUUUGUUGAUUUCACAAGGAAUGGCUGUCCUUUGCCACACUAAGUUGUAUAUAUUGAUUAUGUCCGAGGGUUUCCUUUCUCCCGCCCUGGACACAGUUUUAUAUAAUUUUGCGGAAUUUCUCUACCGCUUCUUUUAUCAUUCAUUUCAUUUUCUUUGUACAAACAGAAUCUGUAAACUUUUAUAACUGGAAGAAUUAAUGGCUAUUUUAUUGCUUGGGGAACCUCUGCUUGUUUUGUAUCCUUUCACUUUCUUGUUUUAUAAGGGUUUUUUGUUGGUUUUUUUUAAUUUUUUGUCUUUUGUUUGCUCUACUUUUCAUUCAAAAUUAUGAGUAUCUGAUGAAGAAUUCUAACUUUUGGGGUAAAACUGGACAAACUAUUGUUGUAGACUUUUUCUGUUAUUUGUAUUCAUGAUUGAUUUGAUUUCUAAGCUCAAUAAAUAUUUUUACUUUAAAAUGACGACAGUUUUAAGAAUCAUAGAAAUAGUUUGUACAAUUCACCUGAUUUUACCAGGGUUUCCUGAUAUUGACGACAUCAUGAUUCGCUCACAUCAUGGAAACUCCUAGGAUCAUGUAAUAUUUCAUAACUUUCAAAUAAAUCAAAAUUUGUUAAUUUUAUUUAAAAACUUACUGAAUAAAAUUAUGUUCUAGAAUAUGCAUUAAAUAUCAUUUAUACAUUUGAAUUCAUAUAUAUGUGAUGUCUGACCAAUAAGGUCUAUAUUGUGUCCUUUAGGAGUCCCUCCCCACUCCCUCCCAGAUCAAAAAAAAAAGAAAAAAUAUCUCUACAUGAUUUUGAUUGAAUUCAAUGAUCAAUGAAUUCUGAAGCAGUGAAGAAAUAUCAUCCAGAAAAAAAACAUCACCUUCUGUUACAACCUCUGACCUGUAUACACAAUGAGGUGAAUGCCACCGCCUUCUUAUUUUAUCUCUGUGCUAGAAACACACACAAAAAAUAAUAAGAUAAAGAUGUGUCUAUCUCCUUUCUUCCUUGCUCAAACCCUGUCUUGAACUUUGACCUUUGUAACCUCAUGUGAAGAUCUGAGGUGCAUGGUGCAAAACUCUAUAAUCUGAUAGUUUCUGUUUCACGGGAAGAUGAGAAAGGUGUCUGUCUAUGCUUUGGUGAUGACUGUUGCAUCCUUAGGAUACUUUACCCUAAUUGCUCUGGAUUGCAAAUGAUGGGUCUCCUAUAUGUUGUUCUGUGAGGUAACAACCAGAUUAUGAUAAAGAGACCUUGCCUCAGAAUUACCCUGAAUGAUUAACCCAGCACCCAAACAACCCUGCCCAUAUUAAAGAUUGAAAAUUGGUUCAAUGGGACAGUGACUUUAAAAGCAUGCUUUAUUUUAUGUUGUCAGCUGUAAUAACACUACACUUAGAUAGAAUUUUUCAUUCUUAAGUAAAAAUUUUUCAAAGUUAUUUCGACUAUUUCUUGUUGUAGAGAUUCUUAAAUAACAUUGAAUGAAAAUCAUAAAAAAUGAAAGUAGCAAAACAAUAAAAUGUUGUACUGUAGAGAUUGCAAUUAUUGGUCUUUAUUCAAAUAAUUUUUAAACAUUAGCCCUUGCCACUAGUUUCCCAUUUCAAAGAGUUGUCAAGGUACUGUUCUGCAAUAUUUGUAGAUAUUAUAUCACUGUGUGAAAGUUUACUAUAUGUAUCUGGUUAUUGUGAGAUAAAAUUGUGAUGAGUGAUAAUUCACCUGGUCAGAAAACAUGAGUACAAAUGAAAUAAAUAAAAUAUUAGUACUGUAUACAAAA